This is a messenger RNA of Sitophilus oryzae (rice weevil), 4383 nucleotides long. RefSeq names its product DNA-directed RNA polymerase III subunit RPC1 (gene Polr3A). Gene Ontology annotation, biological process: DNA-templated transcription. The record is from RefSeq and is a predicted model, not a curated record. The transcript is spliced from 24 exons. NCBI's taxonomy places the organism in Eukaryota, Metazoa, Arthropoda, Insecta, Coleoptera, Curculionidae. Gene Ontology annotation, molecular function: DNA-directed RNA polymerase activity; DNA binding. The coding region runs from base 185 to 4348 and encodes 1387 amino acids.
GUUUACUGUCACCCCCCUGAACCUAACCUCCAAUCUCCAAUUGUUCAAUCGUGAAAAAUUAUGUUUGGUUUGGUUUGGAUUAAAACUUUUAUUCUGAUUUGACUUGAAACACAUGCAUUGGGUGACUAUAAAAAAGUUUGGAAUCCCCGGUAAAUAACAUAAAUACUUGCCAAAUUGCGUGAUAAUGCCAAAAGAACAAUACAGGGAGGCCGAUGUGGCCAGGAAAAUCUCCCAUUUAAGCUUCGGAAUUGAAAGUGCCGAGAAUAUGCAGCAACAAUCUCAUAUUCAAGUAGUAGCAAAAAAUCUAUACAAUCAAGAUACGGGAAGGACUCCUGUAUCUUAUGGUGUUCUUGAUAAAAGACUUGGUACAAACUCUAAAGAAUCGCCAUGUCAAACAUGUGGAAAAAAUAUAAAUGAGUGCGUUGGACAUUUCGGAUAUAUGGAUCUCGAACUCCCUGUCUUUCAUGUGGGAUAUUUUCGUAGUAUCAUUGCAGUACUUCAAUCGAUCUGUAAAAAAUGUUCACAGGUGCUGUUAGAUGAAUCUGAUAAAAAUGAUUAUAGACAUAGAUUAUCAAAUCCUAAUCUAAGUUAUAUAACAAAAAAAGCUUUAAGAAAAAAGAUAAAUGAAAAAUGUAAGAAAGUUCAAAAAUGUCCAUACUGUAAAUCUAACAAUGGUUUUGUCAAGAAAAUGACUGCACCUAAAGGAAGUACUACCAAUACAGUUUUGAAAAUUGUUCACGAAAUAUACAAGGAAAAAGAUAAAGAAAGGCUAUUGGAAAAACUCCCUAAUGACUUUAAUUUGGCUAUUGAAAAUAAUCCAGAAAUUCAAACAGCAUUAGGAAAUAGUGUUUCUGAAAUAUUAACACCUAUUGAUGUUGUGAAAUUAUUUGAAAGAAUACCUUCAAGUGAUAUUCCACUUUUAGCAAUGGAACCAGAAAGAGCUCAACCUAAAGAUUUAAUAUUUACAAGAAUGCUUGUACCACCAGUAACCAUAAGGCCUUCUGUAGUGUCAGAUUUAAAAGCUGGAACAAAUGAAGAUGAUUUAACAAUGAAACAAUCAGAAAUAAUAUUUAUUAAUCAAGUCAUUCAGAAACAUAAAUUGUCAGGUGCAUCAGUUAAUAUGUAUCAGGAAUGUUGGGAUUUCCUACAGUUACAAACUGCUCUGUAUAUUAACAGUGAACUUUCAGGUGUUCCACUAAAUAUGAUGCCCAAAAAAGCCGGUAGAGGUCUUGUCCAAAGAUUAAAAGGUAAACAAGGUCGAUUUCGGGGUAACUUGUCUGGUAAAAGAGUGGAUUUUUCGUCGAGAACUGUAAUUUCUCCCGAUCCAAACUUGGAAAUUGAUCAAGUAGGAGUACCGAUGCAUAUAGCUAAAAUUUUGACAUUUCCUGAGAGGGUUAUACAAGCCAACAUUCAUUUGAUGCGAUUAUUAGUUAUAAAUGGCCCUGACGUAUGGCCUGGCGCUAAUUAUGUACAGCAGAAGGGUUCAGCCUUUAAGAAAUUUCUCAAAUAUGGUAACAGAGAAAAAUUGGCUCAAGAGCUAAAGCUAGGUGAUACAAUAGAACGUCAUUUACAUAACGAUGAUGUAGUUCUUUUUAAUCGGCAACCAAGUUUGCAUAAAUUGUCUAUUAUGGCACACCGAGCAAAAAUUCAUACUAAUAGGACAUUAAGAUUUAACGAAUGUGUUUGUAAUCCAUAUAAUGCUGAUUUUGAUGGAGAUGAAAUGAAUUUGCACUUGCCUCAAACAGAAGAAGCUAAGGCUGAAGCUCUAAUUUUAAUGGGGAAUAAAAAUAAUUUAGUAACGCCGAGGAAUGGAGAAUUAUUAAUUGCUGCUACACAGGACUUUUUGACUGGAGCAUAUUUGCUCUCUAAGAAAGAUACAUUUUUCGAUAAGAUUCAUGCAAUGCAGUUGGCUGCAACUUUGUUAGCUGGAAAUGAUACCCAUAUGGAUAUUGACAUGCCUCCUCCAUGUAUUAUAAAGCCAAGAAUAUUAUGGUCUGGAAAACAAAUAAUUUCCUUAAUAUUUAAGCCAAAUAAGUCGUCAAAUGUAUUAGCGAAUCUUGAAGCUAAAGGCAAAGCUUAUACAAAAAAUAGGGAGAUGUGUGUUAAAGACUCUUAUGUAAUCAUCAAGAAUUCCCAAUUAAUUGCUGGUACAUUGGAUAAAGGACAUUUGGGUAGUGGAGGAAAAGGAGGAAAUAUAUUUUAUGUAAUUUUAAGAGAUUUUGGACAAAAUUUUGCAAUCAAAUCUAUGUGGAGACUUGGUAGGAUGACUUCAAGUUAUUUAAUGAAUACUGGAUUUUCAAUUGGUAUUGGAGAUGUGACUCCAGGUGAAGCUUUAGUUAACAGAAAAAAGAAAUUACUGAAAGAUGGAUACGAAAAAUGUGAUGAAUACAUCAAGCAAAUGGCCCAAGGCAAGUUGCAAAGUCAACCUGGUUGCACUCCAGAAGAGACCUUAGAAGCUAUAAUUUUGAAGGAGCUGUCCGUUAUAAGAGAGCAUGCUGGUCAGGCUUGUGUAGCUGAGCUCCCACCAACAAAUAGUCCUCUAAUUAUGGCUCUGUCAGGUUCAAAAGGUUCAUUCAUCAACAUUUCCCAAAUGAUAGCUUGUGUGGGCCAACAAGCGUUAAACGGGAAAAGAGUGCCAAACGGAUUUGAAGACAGAUCUUUACCGCAUUUUUUACACCACUCUAAAACACCAGAAGCUAAAGGAUUUGUUGAAAAUAGUUUUUAUAGUGGUUUAACUCCUACUGAAUUCUUUUUUCACACAAUGGGUGGGAGAGAAGGUUUAGUAGAUACAGCGGUAAAGACGGCUGAAACUGGCUACAUGCAACGGCGAUUAGUUAAAUCUUUAGAAGACUUGGUUGUACAUUAUGAUGGUUCAGUGAGAAAUGCUGAAGGUGAUAUUGUUCAAAUGACUUAUGGAUGUGAUGGCUUGGAUCCUACUUUUAUGGAAGGCAAAGAUUGUCCAGUUGAUUUUGAUAGAGUAUUAGCCCAUAUAAAAGCGAAGUGUCCAUAUAGAACCGAAAUUGCUCUUAAUGGUGAUCAGGUCAGAAAAGCAACACAAGCGUUUUUGGCUACGGGGGCGCUGGACGAAUGCAGUGACGAUUUUAAGAAAGAAUUGAGCAAAUUUAUGGAGAAUGUGGCUGAAAGAACUGACAAAGUAUUGAAACGUUUUGGUUACACAAAAGUAGUGAAAGAAAUUGAGAGAUUAACCUGCAGUCAACUAGUUACAUUCUUAGAAACAUGUGGACUAAAAUAUACAAGAUCUAUUAUUGAACCAGGAACAGCAGUUGGUGCAUUGGCUGCACAAAGUAUUGGCGAACCGGGAACUCAAAUGACACUGAAAACUUUUCACUUUGCUGGUGUUGCUAGUAUGAAUAUUACCCAAGGAGUACCAAGAAUCAAGGAAAUCAUCAAUGCUACAAAAACUAUUAGUACGCCAAUUAUUAAUGCAAGUUUAGUAAACAAUAAAGAUCCAUGGUUUGCUAGAGAAGUUAAAGGUAGAAUUGAAAGAACUACUUUAGGAGAGAUCUCUACAUUUAUAGAUGAUGUAUAUACAAAACAAGAAGCAUUUUUGUUAAUCCAGUUAGAUUAUGAAAGAAUCAAAUUACUUAAAUUAGAAAUAAAUGCUGAAACUAUUAGAUAUAGUAUCUGUACUACAUCAAAAUUAAAAUUAAAACCAGGAGAUGUGCAUGUGGAAAGCGAUACAAUAAUUACAGUGCAUCCUAAUAUAUCCAUAAAUUCAAGGAGGCUUAAUUUUGCUCUCAAUGAACUCAAAGAUCAACUACCAAAUGUUGUUGUUAAGGGAUUACCUUCGGUUAAUAGAGCUGUAAUUGCCAGAGAAGAUAGAGGCAAUAAUACAACAUACAGCCUUUGUGUUGAAGGAAAUAAUUUCAGAGAAGUAAUGGCUACUUAUGGAGUUGAUGGAAAUAAAACAGUAUCCAAUAAUAUCAUCGAAGUAUAUCAUGCACUUGGAAUAGAAGCAGCCAGAGAGGUCAUAAUGUCUGAAAUUAAAAUGGUCAUGGAAAACCACGGUAUGAGUGUUGAUUAUCGACAUAUUAUGUUAUUAGCAGCACAAAUGACUCACACUGGUGAAGUAUUGGGAAUAACUAGACAAGGUUUAUCAAAAAUGAAACCAUCUGUACUUAAUUUGGCUUCUUUUGAAAAGACUGCUGAUCACCUGUUUGAUGCAGCCUAUUAUGGUCAGACAGAUAAAAUCAGUGGUGUGUCCGAAAAUAUAAUAAUGGGAAUGCCAAUUCCUAUCGGAACAGGAAUUUUUAAGUUACUCCAUAAACCAGAAGAUGUUGACCAACAUCCAAAAACCAAUAAUCUUCUAUUUGAAUCAGCUGUAUAGAUAUUACACUGUUAACUUAUUAUUUUUUAUAUUUU